Molecule: messenger RNA, 810 nt
Organism: Olea europaea var. sylvestris
Lineage: Eukaryota; Viridiplantae; Streptophyta; Magnoliopsida; Lamiales; Oleaceae
Product: anther-specific protein LAT52-like
Exons: 2
Coding region: 131-619 (162 amino acids)
Source: RefSeq, a predicted model, not a curated record
AAAGUAGGGAGGGAUCAUAAACCAUUUGAGAAAUUAUUGCCCCACCCUUCCUUCUCUAUAUAAAAGGCUCUUCAACGCAUUCCAUUUUUUCACACACGACCAGAGAAGAGAGACAAAAAAAAGUACAAAAAUGGCAAAGGUUGUUGCUCUUGCUUUCUGCAUCUUGGCCUUUGCCGCCGUUGCUCAUUGCCAUGCACCAGAAGUAUUCAACGUCGAAGGCGAUGUAUACUGCGAUCCAUGCCGCGUCAAGUUCCAGACCAAGCUUAGUCACAAAAUCGCAGGUGCAACUUUGAAGUUGGAAUGUACUGACCGGAUAACUAGGAAUGUGACUUAUUCGGUCGAGGGCGUAACAGAUAGCAAUGGACACUAUAAGCUCACGGUAAGUGGAAAUCACGAGGACAGCAUUUGCGAAGUGACUCUAACCAAGAGUCCCGAACCCGAUUGUAGUGUGGCAAUGGCCGGCCUAGAAACGGCUAGAAUUGUGUGCACUGAAAACAGUGGAAUGCACGAUGCUGUUCGUUACGCAAACCCACUUGGGUUCAUGACACCAGAGUCUGUCUCAGGCUGCAAAGAAGUUCUUGAUGAAUUGGGUCUGGCCCCACAGGAUUUGGAUUAUUGAAUUUAAGAUUAUUGAAAAGCUUUUGCCAUUAAUUGGGAGGAUAUUAUGAAUAAGUGAUGGCUUCUCCUGCGCUGUGUUUUACCCCACCAAACAGUGUAUAAUAUGAGAAGUUUGUUAUGUAAUGGCGGAGUUUCAAUAUUUUUCUUCUCUUCUUCCAAUAAUUAAUAUAUACAAGUUAUAACCCUAGGUCA